AUGCCAUCGCUGCGGAAGUGCUCUCCGUAUACAAUGGAGCCCGCGCUCCUUGCUCGCCUUUUCCCUCUCCCUUCACGGUUUCGUCUCAACAACCUGCCGCCGGCGCCCUUGCUGCUGCCUGUGCUCCGUACGGGACGCCCGGGCAUCUUCAGCCCAGCGGCGCCGGGGAGCGUUGUCGCUAAAGUUUCCAUCUGUGACGUACCAACGUUUGAGGACCGGACGAUGUACUGCUGGAACAGAUCUCCGUGCAACAGCUGGCCCAAAAGGGUGAGAUGAUCAUACACACACAAAGACGGAUUCCACGCAUCUCACGCUGGUUUGCAUUGAGCUUUGUUCCGGCGAUUGUCAGGCGAAUAGGGGUGCCCGUCCCACGUGUCGGUUCAUGCGGCGCAUUCGACGGCGGCUGAGGACGGGCAGGGGAUUUCACUAG
Vitrella brassicaformis is the source of this 430-nucleotide messenger RNA. Lineage: Eukaryota; Vitrellaceae. The record is from the annotation of a GenBank genome assembly.